Molecule: messenger RNA, 698 nt
Organism: Episyrphus balteatus (marmalade hoverfly)
Lineage: Eukaryota; Metazoa; Arthropoda; Insecta; Diptera; Syrphidae
Exons: 3
Coding region: 171-488 (105 amino acids)
Source: RefSeq, a predicted model, not a curated record
UGCAACAAAACUGUAGACAUAUUCGAGGACGUUACUUCAUCCGAUGUCACCAAUCAGAAUAUCGGACGUCCUUUAACAUUUUGGUACCGUUUUCGUAGUCUACGUGGUUCGCCAAGAGAUUUUGUCCUUUGGCUACGUUUUAAAAAAUUCAAAGUUAACCACUCUCAUCAAUGCCACCCACUGUGAUGGAGGAUUUUUACAGAGUGUUGAUGGUAAUGCCAAAACGGACGUAUCGAAUCGACGAGAACCGGAAAUGUUUUGCGGUGAAGCCGAACAACCACAAACGUUCAUUAGUGAAACGAGCUAUGUCAAAGUCCUCUUCCAUACCGAUAACUUCACGGAUCAGACCUACUUUGCCUUCGAUUCCAGAGCUGAACAACAGAUGGAAGUCUACCUGCGCUAUGGCCAACAUCCAGAGCUCUGUCCCAACCGAAGGGGUUAAAUUGUUCAAGGGUAAGUCCGGUAUCCGUACCGUACCCUUUUGUUGACAAAUAAAUUAACCCAAAAUUUUCCAAAUAUCAUUGUCUAUUCUAUCCUUUUGGGUAAUCUUUUCCCCCACCCCGCUUUUUCUCUCUAUCUCUGUUUCUUAUAACACAAAUUCCUCACUUAAUAAAAAAUUUUAACAAAAAAAUAAAUCUUCUCUUGAUAAAUGAUAAUAAAGAAAACAUAACUUUUUUGACUUUGGGUCCUUAUUCACA